Heterobilharzia americana is the source of this 2090-nucleotide messenger RNA. Lineage: Eukaryota; Metazoa; Platyhelminthes; Trematoda; Strigeidida; Schistosomatidae. The record is from the annotation of a GenBank genome assembly.
AUGUGCUGCUUCUACACAGAGCGUAGUUCUGUCAUAAAUCUAGUAUCUGAAGUGGAUGCGGAUCCAGAGGAAGCACAAUGCGAUCCUUCAAAAGAAGCUAUAUACGUCUUUGAAGAUAUUGUUCGUCAAGCUUCUUAUACAAAUAUCAAACCUGUGGUAACCUCCAUAUUGACACACCUAGAUAAUCACCAGUUAUGGGAUCCGUGUGAUUUUCCUCUGCUCAUUUUUCAAUAUCUUUUGGAUUCACUUAAGACUACUCAAGUUGCUCACAGUCUAGUCAAACAAUUGGUUGCUCAUCUCAGUUCUCAUGAAUCAGACUUCACACUAGCUGAACGCACGAGUUUGGUUCAGGUUAUUGGACUAACUGUCAUCAAUUUAGCAAAGGGUGCAAUCGGACCAGAUGUAUUUCAUAACUUCAAAUCUUUACUUCAAAUUUUAAAGGCUAGUAUUGAUAAAACGCCACAAAUAUCUGAUCAUCCUGAACGAUCAUUGUCAUUCAAUGACUCUAAUCGUAAAUUGACUGGGGAACGUCAAUUUCAAGAAGCAAUUAUUAACACAAUUGCUGAAUUCGCUAAAAAUCUUCCAGAUACCCAGAAAAUUGAAAUAUUGAAGUUUAUAUUGAAUUUUGAACCGAUGGUUAAUUAUCAUCCAGAAUAUGGUGAUCGUCCUAAACCCUUAAUUAUGGUCCUAUUACAAACUAUGCUGACUGUUGCUACUCAAUAUAAGACAGUAGCUAUAUCCAAUGCUCUGAAUUCCGAUUUCUUAAAUCUUUUAUUACGUGGUGUCGCUAUUGAUCCAGAUCCUGUAAUACGCAUAAUUGUACAGAAAAUAUUACAUACGCUGAUUGAUCGGCACGGGAAUACGGAACAACUGUUAACUGUUCGAAUUUACGGUGAAAAUGAGUUACGUAAUUAUUUCAUAUUGGAAAAGCCUGAAAGGCAAGACAUCCUGUUUAUGAAGAAGACGGGUGUAUUAUUUAUUGAAAAUAUUUACCAUCAGUUAUUGGAUCGUAGUAAUAAAGUUGACAAUUUAGAGUAUCUGUCAUGUACUGUUGGUCUUGUCGCCUUAGAAAUGGGUGCAGAACAGGUCAUUACAGAAUUAUUCCGUUUAAUAUUGGCGGUUCAAACUAAAAUUGUUGAUGAAUAUACCUUUAUACCAUUGACACAUCAAUGUGCUUUGCAUGCCCUAUUAGCCAGUACAAUAUCACUACUUGUUCAAUUAAUUAAUCUUCAAUCUCUCAGUGAGCAUAUUUACACGGUUAUCCAACGUAGACGAAAAAUAGCUCCAUGGUUGUUACCUUCUGUUGCGUUCAAUCGAACAAAUACUGUUGACAGCUAUCCAACAGAAUUUGAAACGAAUGAUGAUUUGUUAUUUUCAUCUACUAAAAUUACUGAGUCUUUAUUGAAUGCUGGUUACGAUGUCAGCGUCUUAUCCAUACCUUAUAAUCCGAUAUAUCUGCCAUUAUAUGAUACUGGUCCACGUGAUCCACUUUUUGACAGUGCAGCGAACCCAAGUGUCGGGGUUAUUGAACAUUCAAAUUAUCAAGCUAAUUGUUAUAAUGAGGAUAGUAAUCUAAAUGUUGGCACCUUGAAUCCUGGCAGUGGUCGUAUUAAUUCAAUACAUAUGGAUGGAACAAUGCAAAGUUGCAGAAGUAGUCAAGAUAAUUUACUAAGUGGGUGUUUGAAUGCAAUUGAAUUCAAUGAAAUUUGCGCUCAACAACGAGAAAAAGCACAUUCAGUACGUGCACAUAUGGCUGAAAUUUUUGAUGAUAUCUCCUGCCAAUUGUAUCCACAUGAUGUAAUCAUGAACGGACCGAAGAAAAUUCAAGGACGUGAUAAUAAUCCACUAUUUUUGAAUGAAUCCAGUAAUCAAGUCAAUUCAAGUGUGAAUUCAUCUGUUGGCAAUUUCAUUCGUAGCAGUGUCGGCAGUGGAAUUAAACCGUCUAAAAAAGUCAGUAAAUCUAAUCAACCUAUAUGGGAACGUGAAUUCGGAUCGCUGUUUUUUGUAUGAUUUCAAUUCAAUCGCCACUCUCUUUCUCUCUCCAUCUACAUACCUACCUUCAUUUAUUCAUUAGUCCUUUUCUUUUGUCG